AUGCAUCGAUAAGAAGUAAAAAAAAGUCCUUAAAUACGUCAGUUUUGUAAAAAAAUCAAUCAUUUAAAAAGAAAUCUGUAUCUUCUAUUUAUUUAUUAUUUAAUUAAAUAACAAAAAAAUUAAAAACAGAAACCUUUUUUUAAAGCCAAAAAAAAAAAACAAGAUAAAAUGUCAUCAGAAAGAAAGUUCACCCACAAAUAGAUAGAUCCUAGUCCUUACAAGAUUGAAGAAAUAGAAUCCUACAUUAAAUUAGCAUAAGAAGUAAAAAAGAAAGCUUACUGCCCUUAUUCUAAAUUCCAUGUUGGCUGUAUUUUAUUUGACUAAGAUGGAAAGAUGCAUGAAGGUGUUAAUGUCGAAAAUGCUUCUUAUGGAUUAACUAUUUGUGCUGAAAGAAAUGCUAUUAUCUCUGCUGUCACAAAAGGUAUGAAGUCUAUUAGUCUCAUAGUUAUUAACUGUAAAACUGAAAAAGUUGGUAGCCCUUGCGGUGCAUGUAGAUAAGUAAUAGGAGAAUUUUCAAAUGAAAAAACAAUUGUUGUUCUCUCUAAUGAUAAUGGUCUCUAUGAAAUUACUGAUUUUGAAAGCAUCCUUCCAGGAGCCUUCGGACCCAAGGAUUUAUUUGGUUCUCCUAACUGCUGA
Tetrahymena thermophila SB210 is the source of this 636-nucleotide messenger RNA. RefSeq names its product cytidine deaminase. The transcript has 2 exons. Lineage: Eukaryota; Ciliophora; Oligohymenophorea; Hymenostomatida; Tetrahymenidae. Gene Ontology annotation, molecular function: cytidine deaminase activity; zinc ion binding. The record is from RefSeq and is a predicted model, not a curated record. Gene Ontology annotation, cellular component: cytosol.